AUGUGGCGUGCUACUGUUGGUUAUGAUGUAAAUAAUACAAAAAAUGGAGAUGAUGGGGAUGACGAUUGGGAAACUGAUCCAGAUUUUAUUAAUGAUGUUACUGAAGAAGAACAGAGAUGGGGAUCAAAAACUGUAGAAGGUUCAGGCCGAACUGCUGCUGCAAUAAACAUUCAAGAAUUGAGGAGUAAUGUUGUGAAAGAUGAUGCUGAAUUAAAGAAAAAGAGUUUGGAAAGUGGUCCUAAGUCAUCCUUUGGUUAUGGAGGAAAAUUUGGGGUUCAAGCUGACAGAAUGGAUAAGUCUGCUGUUGGACAUGAUUAUGUUGCUCAUAUUGAAAAACAUACUUCUCAAGUAGAUGCCGUAAAAGGAUUUGGGGGGAAAUUCGGUGUCCAAGCUGAUAGACAAGAUAAGUCUGCACUUGGAUGGGAUCAUCAUGAAAAAGUUGAUAAACACGCUUCUCAAAAAGAUUAUGCAUCAGGAUUUGGUGGGAAAUAUGGAGUUCAGAAAGAUAGAGUGGACAGAAAUGCUGUUGGUUGGGAUUACAUUGAGAAAACAGCGGAGCAUGAAUCACAAACAGAUUAUGCAUCAGGAUUUGGUGGGAAAUAUGGAGUUCAGAAAGACAGAGUGGACAGAAAUGCUGUUGGUUGGGAUUACCUCGAGAAAACAGAGAAGCAUGAAUCGCAAAAAGAUUAUGCCAAAGGCUUUGGUGGAAAAUUUGGAGUUGACAAAGGAAGGCAGGAUAAAUCAGCUGUUGGGUGGGAUUAUCAAGAAAAAACUGAAAAGCAUCCUUCACAAAAAGAUUAUGCAUUAGGAUUUGGUGGAAAAUUUGGUGUUCAAACUGAUCGCCAAGACAAGACAGCUGUUGGUUGGCAGUAUAUAGAAAGAGUGCCAAAGCACCAAUCUCAGAUUGAUUAUGCUAAAGGUUUUGGAGGUAAAUUUGGAGUUCAGGAUGAUAGAAAAGACAAAUCUGCUCUUGGUUGGGAGGAAGUUACUAAAGUUGAAGCUCAUCCUUCGCAAACUGAUAUGAAAAAAGGAUUUGGUGGUAAAUUUGGUGUUGAAGCUGACAGGCAAGAUAAAUCUGCACAUUCUUUCUCUGAAAUUGAAAGGCCACAACCAUCAUAUCAAAAAGUUCGUGCAGAAUCAGGGUCCAAUAAAGCUAGUAGUUUAAGAGCUCGCUUUGAAAACAUGGCUAAAGCAGAAGAAGAAGAAGCAAAGAAGCGAGCUGACGAAGAACGUGCCAAACGAAUUGCUAGAGAACAGAAGGAAAAAGAGGCUGCUGAAAAAGAUGAAAAGGAACGACAAAGAAGACUAAGCCUGAGGGAAGAAGCGAAGGUGGAGGAAGAAGAAGAGGAGGAACAUUUAUUUGGCCCUACAGUUCGAACGUCAUCUGUAGGUGUACCUACCCCUUUAUUGCAAGCUGCAACAACUACAAAAAGUGCUUCUCCAGAUCAAUCGUAUUACUCCUCGGCUCAGCCUCCUGUUCAUUAUGAAGAAGAUCAAAGAAGACGAAGCCGAGAAGUUGAGAAUGAAGUUGAAGAAAGCAGAGAGCUUUCAUCUGCUCGCACAUCAUCUGUUGGUGUCCCGACACCAUUGUUACAAGCUGCAAUUACUGCUAAAAAUUCAUCUCCAGAACAGUCAUAUAUAUCACCUGUAGUCUCUAAAUUAUUUGAAGAUGAGCCAAUAGAAGCAAAAUCAACUAAUAAAAGGAUUCAAGAGCCAACGUUUUUGGAGCAAAAUGAAGAUUUAGAAGCUGAAUUAUUUAAACCACCUCAAAGUUAUUCAGAACCGGCAUAUGAAACUUUAGAACAAGUUGAAGAAGAACUAUAUGAAGUGCCUGAAGGCUCUGGUUUAUCUGCUGUAGCUCUUUAUGAUUAUCAAGCUGCUGACAGUGAUGAAAUAUCGUUUGAUCCAGAUGAUAUAAUAAUCAAUAUUGAAAUGAUUGAUGAAGGUUGGUGGAGGGGAGAAUGCAGAGGUCAAAUAGGACUUUUCCCUUCCAAUUAUGUCCAACUUUUACAGUAAUAAUAAUUAGUCGAAUAAGGAUUUCUCAGUGAGUGUCAUAUAAGUGAUUUUUAACCUAUUUCAUUCAUUGAAAGACCAACUACUUUUUUAAUGUCCACAACUGUUGAAAGCCUUGGUUCAGUCUGAUAUUUUGUAAGUUUGCUUUUACAUUUGGUUAUUGUGAUUAAUAAAUAAAUGCAUGUUAAUGGAAAAAAAGUUGAAGUUGAUUCAAAAACCUAUUUCUUGACAUAUAAUUGGCACUAGUUGAAAAAGAUUGAAGCACUGACAGAAUUUACUUGCCCAGUCAUAAGUAUUUAACUUUUUGGAACGUAAUUACUGCUUUCCUUUUGCUGUCUAUAGUUUAGCUGUAAAAUUUAAAAUUCUUGUCUUAGCUAAAGAUUGUGCCAACAAUUUGAUUACUUUAAUCUAAUGCUAAUCUUGUGAUUUGUAAAGAAAAAAUUGAUAUGUGUACAUACUUUUUCCUUAUUUUUUGUUGACAUAUGAGACCAGUUUUUAAUAAUUAACUCAGUUUGAAAGAAUUCUCCAGUAUUACAGCUUUAAAAAAUAAAUAAAUUAAUUAAAGGUUUUUUUUAAACAUUAAUUUAAAAAUAUUUUUAAUUGAAAUCAAUCGCUUUUAAAUCAACUAAAAAUAUUUUUAUUAUUGCAAUAAAAAUUAUACCCAUUUUUUCUUCAUUUUUUUUUUCUAUAGGAUUCAAAGGCUUAAAUUUUCUUCCAUUUCUAUGUGCCAAAAUAUUUUCUUUCAAAAUUGAAUUACUUAUCAAAAACUGGUUCAUGUUAGCAGUGAGCUGCAAUGAAAUUUUUUAAUUAGUUUUUAGUACAUAUUUUGCUACUGAAUAACAAUAAAAAACCCCGAGGGUAAAAUUUUUUGGAAAUAACCUUUUUCCAUAUUCACUUCAUAGGAAUUAUAGUGUAACGCAUAUUACGAACAAAUGAUUUUAAUUGUGUGUGAAAUAAAAUCAGUAUUUUGACUUUUCAUACUUGUAAUGUGUAUUUAAAUAUGAAAUUCCUUUAAAUGUUCUUUUUUUUAUGUAAUUUUAAUUGUAUUUUAGCUUCUGUAAUACUUAUCAACAUUCCAUUUGUAGUACUUAAUACAUGUAAGCUUUUUGGAUUUCUUUAAUUGCUGCAAGAACUAAAUUCAAUGGCAUACUAAGUUCAUAUUAAAAAUGUAAUUUGAAACUUGUUCUGGUUGAACUCUGCGUUUGAAAUCAAAAACUUUUUGUUGGUGCAGAAUUUACAAUGAGCUUUAAGAAAAAAAUUAUAAUGUUAUUGUAAAAGUAAGACUUCUGCAUGAGGUGAAAGCAUAAAGAAAUUUAUUUUCAUAGUGUCAUACAUAAAUGCAUAUUUAUUGUUGAAACAAAGUUAUGUUUGAUAAAAUUUUAAUGAAUUGUAACUAAAAUUCAUAAAGUAUUAUUUGUACUUUAAUUUUAGAGUAAUCAAAGUUAUUUCAUGUAUAUUGUCAAAUAUUGUUAAUCUGAAAAGUUAAUGUUUCUUUUCAUGAGUAAUUUUUAUAUAAAUAAAAUCAAAUGAUUGUUUUACUUUGUUGUCUUUUCAUCAGUGACAUAAAAAAAAGCUUUUAAAUAUCUAAAUUAAUUUGCUUUCU
Molecule: messenger RNA, 3616 nt
Organism: Uloborus diversus
Lineage: Eukaryota; Metazoa; Arthropoda; Arachnida; Araneae; Uloboridae
Product: src substrate protein p85-like
Exons: 17
Coding region: 1-2016 (671 amino acids)
Biological process (GO): regulation of actin filament polymerization
Cellular component (GO): actin filament; cortical actin cytoskeleton; plasma membrane
Molecular function (GO): actin filament binding
Source: RefSeq, a predicted model, not a curated record